GUCUAAAGACUUAAAAGUCUAUGACAAGAGCCACACUAUCUUUAUAUAUAAUGGUGAGUCCAAUUUGAACUUGCUUUGUGCUUUUGAGCACCAGAGGGAUGUCAGUAUUCUGUUUGAACUGCCACUUUGUGCUUGCCAUGGCAUCAUCAGGUCGCUGGACGGCGCUAGUCGGCAAGGCUGGAGCCGUUUCCAGGCCGGUAGUGAUGUAAGGCAGUACAGCUGUGCUAGGUGGCUAACACUGAGGCUAACCUCAGCGGAGAAAAUCACCGGACCCGUCAACAACCCACAUCGACAGACGCUUUAACACUCUUGACACGGAGAUGGGGAAAGGAGGAGGCACUUUCGAGAGGCUUCUUGAAAAAGCAACCAGUCAGCUGCUGCUGGAAACCGACUGGGAAUCCAUACUUCAAAUCUGUGAUCUUAUUCGACAAGGAGACACCCAAGCUAAGUAUGCUAUCGGAGCCAUCAAGAAGAAGCUGAAUGACAAAAACCCUCAUGUAGCCCUCUAUGCAUUUGAGGUGCUGGAGUCGGUGGUGAAGAACUGCGGGCAGACGGUUCACGAUGAGGUGGCGAGUAAACAAACUAUGGAGGAGCUGAAGGAGCUCAUCAAGAAGCAGACCGAACCAAAUGUCAGAAACAAGAUUCUGUACCUGAUCCAGGCCUGGGCGCAUGCCUUCCGGAAUGAACCCAAAUACAAGGUGGUUCAAGACACGUAUCAGAUCAUGAAAGUGGAAGGCCAUGUCUUCCCAGAAUUUAAGGAGAGUGAUGCGAUGUUUGCCGCGGAGCGAGCCCCAGACUGGGUGGACGCGGAGGAAUGCCACCGGUGCAGAGUCCAGUUUGGUGUUAUGACUCGGAAGCACCACUGUCGGGCCUGCGGACAAAUAUUCUGUGGCAAGUGUUCGUCCAAGUACUCGACCAUUCCGAAGUUUGGCAUAGAGAAGGAAGUGCGUGUGUGUGAGCCUUGCUUUGAGCUGCUGAACAACCACCCCUCCCUUUCUCCUCCUCUUAGAAAAGCCGAGGGGAAAGCCCAGUCGUCCGGCACUGCAGAACUGCCGCCCGAGUACCUGACCAGCCCGCUCUCCCAACAAUCACAAAUGCCCCCGAAGAGAGACGAGGCAGCGCUGCAGGAGGAGGAGGAGCUGCAGUUGGCCAUCGCUCUCUCCCAAAGUGAAGCUGAAGAGAAGGAGCGGAUGCGGCAGAAGGGCUCCUACACCAUGUACCCCAAAACUGAUCCCACCCCAGUGACUUCUUCAGCACCUCCCGUCAGCACCCUCUACACGUCCCCAGUGAAUUCUUCAGCUCCUUCAGCAGAAGACGUUGAUCCUGAGCUGGCACGUUAUCUAAACAGAACAUACUGGGAGAAGAAACAAGAAGAGGCUCGCAAAAGUCCCACCCCUUCUGCCCCGGCCCCCGUGCCACUGGCGGAGAGUCUUCCACCCAUCAGUCAGCCAGUUGAAAGCCACGCUCCUGUCCAGCCUGUCAACAUCGUGGAGCAGCAAUACCAGAAUGGGGAGUCAGAAGAGAACCACGAGCAGUUCCUCAAAGCGCUGCAGAACGCCGUCACGACCUUCCUCAACCGGAUGAAAAGCAACCACAUGCGUGGACGCAGCAUCACCAAUGACAGCGCAGUGUUGUCGCUCUUCCAGUCCAUCAACAACAUGCACCCGCAGCUGCUGGAUAUCCUCAACCAGCUGGACGAGAAGCGAUUGUAUUACGAGGGGCUGCAGGACAAGCUGGCUCAGGUCCGAGACGCCCGGGCAGCACUGAACGCACUGCGAGACGAGCACAGAGAGAAGCUACGUCGCGCCGCAGAGGAGGCUGAGAGGCAGCGGCAGAUCCAGCUGGCACAGAAAUUGGAAAUCAUGAGGCAGAAAAAGCAGGAGUACCUGGAGAUGCAGAGGCAGCUGGCUAUCCAGCGUCUUCAGGAGCAGGAGAAGGAACGGCAGAUGCGCCUCGAGCAACAGAAGCACACCAUUCAGAUGAGGGCGCAGAUGCCGGCGUUCUCUCUGCCCUACGCUCAGAUGCAGUCCUUACCCCCAAAUGUAGCAGGAGGCGUUGUCUAUCAGCCAGGAGCCCCCCCCAGCUACCCCGGUACCUUCAGCCCAGCAGGCUCUGUCGAGGGUUCCCCAAUGCACAACAUCUACAUGAGCCAGCCUGGUCAGACUGCGCCCCCGCAGUACCAGGCCAUGCCGCCUGCCCCACCCUCAGAUCCCAACAUGGUGAAUGCAUACAUGUAUCCGCCUGCAGGCACCAACGGGCAGCCUCCUGCUCCUGGUCAGGCUCCUCCCAACACUAGUCCACCCUACUCCAACUACCAGCCUACGCCUACACAAGGAUAUCAGCAGAAUGUGGUGUCCCAGGCUCAGAGUUUGCCUCCGAUGUCCCAGGCGGCUCCGACCAAUGGCAUGGCAUACAUGGGCUACCAGCCCUACAGCAUGCAGAACAUGAUCUCAGCAUUGCCUGGCCAAGACCCCAACAUGCCUCCUCAGCAGCAGUACAUGCCCGGCCAGCAGCCCAUGUACCAACAGGUGGCUCCUCCUGGUGGUCCACAGCAGCAACAGGCGCAGCAGCAACAGCAGCCCCCUCAGGCCGUGCCAGCCAGCGCCGAAGCCCAACUCAUCUCCUUCGACUGAGCGCUGCCGCCACACAGGGUCUGACACACUACAGCCUGUCCCCUCUCUCUGGUCUCCCUCUUCUCUCUGGACUCUGAGGACGACGUACCUCUCCCCUUCCAUCUCGCUGUGAUCUUGUGGCAAUGCGCGAAUAUUGUGGUGAUGUUGCAGAAACCCUCUUCACGCCAGCUGCACCGACACCUAACGUGUGGCUGGGGUCGAGGGGCCGACGCUGCUAGGAGGAGCAAUAUAACCACGACCCUCUCACUCAAUAACCCUCCUCUUGACAGCCGGUGUGUAUGUAGUAUUUCCUUCUUGAAUAACUUAAAUCAGAUCUAGUCAGUUGUAUUAUACUUUAAACCAAUAAUUGAUGAGGUGAAAAAUAAACCAUCAUGUUACAUAUUUUUUUAAUUAAAGGAACAGCAUGGUCAAUUUUAAUCAUUUCCUGGUAUGAACAUUUGCUGCCUGUUGUAACCGUGACUGAAAGAUGGCUGAAGAGAGGGAAGAAAAGCACAGUUGAAAGCCUAAAGUCAGCGUCACGAACUCACUCUUCUGUUUGGAGUCACAGUCAAACAUUCCAGUUCCACACUGCUAGCAAGCAUCACUUGCCAUUGUUUGAGCAUUUAUUUGUUGGAGGUCUGAAAGGAGUGUGUCGCUUACUGUUAGAGAGCUAGUCAUUUAAACAAACCUUACAUUUGAUAACAUGGCAGAUCAAUCUGGAAUUCAUCCGCCCAUCAUUUAAGAAGAGAAGAGUCAAAAAGAAGCUUAAAAAGUGCCUGUUCUCGCGUGUGUUAUAGAAUAUUUUCACGUGGCUGGAACAGUUUGCCUUCAACUGUAUUGACUCCAGAGAUGUCGGUGUUUUCCUACGAGGUGCAGCAUGUAUGUAUCUGAUUUCUGUAACUCUUCAUCCUUCAACUGUGAAGCUUUCUUUCAUCAUACUGAUCUGUCUGACUUUAAAGUAAUUUUAAAUUUAUAUUUAAUAAAUAUCUGGUUCUUAUUGCCCACCACA
Synchiropus splendidus (mandarinfish) is the source of this 3621-nucleotide messenger RNA. RefSeq names its product hepatocyte growth factor-regulated tyrosine kinase substrate (gene hgs). The record is from RefSeq and is a predicted model, not a curated record. Gene Ontology annotation, molecular function: phosphatidylinositol binding; ubiquitin binding; metal ion binding. Lineage: Eukaryota; Metazoa; Chordata; Actinopteri; Syngnathiformes; Callionymidae. The coding region runs from base 321 to 2633 and encodes 770 amino acids. The transcript is spliced from 21 exons.